GCAAAUAGCCAGCCUCUCUCAGCCUCGUCUCGUCUUGUGCAGUCGCUUUUAGUCGUCGUCUCCUUUGUCACCCAGUGAUCUCGGAGCGCAACUUUUCGUCGACACCUCAUACCCCCAACUCGUGCAUGUUCUCCAACCAGCUUGGGAGCCCUCACAACCCCCACCGCGGCUCCAAACACACUUGCUCGGACGCGUUAAGAUUCUCGUUCUGAUUCCCCUCUACGUUUCUUCGUCAAACUCUUCAUCCUUAACCCUCAACCGAAAUGGCUCCCGCCUACUCUUCCGGAUUGAACACCCCCGAAUCAGAGCUUGAGUCACUCGUGCCCGUUCAUCCGACUGCUACGCGCCGUCCGUAUCCCAUCGUCGUGCAGUCGGAGAACACGUCCUACUCAGACGAGUUCAUUACCUCCAAGUUUGUUAACCGUGGUGCGGCUGUGACUGUUCGCGAUGGACAGUUCGUCGUUGCCCCUACUUCCAAAGCCUACGAGUUUCAAACCGCUCGUAAGGUUGCAAAGACCGGCCUCAUGAUGAUUGGCAUAGGAGGCAACAACGGCACUACGCUUUGCGCCACCGUUCUCGCUAACCGUCACAACAUCUCUUGGCACACCAAGUCCGGCAUCCAGCAGCCGAACUACAUCGGCUCGAUGCUUCGCGCGUCUACCGUCAGUCUCGGUAUGGACCCGUCCACCGGGAAGGACGUCCACGUCCCCGUCUGCGAUGUCUUGCCCAUGGCCCAUCCCAAUGACCUCGUCCUCGGCGGUUGGGACAUUUCCGGCGUACCGAUGGACGAAGCGAUGAAGCGUGCCGAGGUCCUCGACUGGGACCUUCAGCGCCAGGUUGCUCCGCGUAUGGCCCAGCUCGGCAGGCCUCUUCCAUCGAUUUACUAUCCCGAUUUCAUCGCCGCCAACCAGGAAGCCCGCGCGGACAACGUAAUCCUGGGCACUGACAAACAGGUGCACCUCGAGCACAUCCGCGCCGACAUUCGUCGCUUCAAGCAGGAGAAUGGCCUGGACCGCGUCGUCGUCUUCUGGACUGCCAACACAGAGCGUUACGCGGACGUAAUCCCCGGCAUCAAUGACACCGCAGACAACAUCCUCAAGGCUAUUGAGACCUCCCACUCCGAGGUGUCCCCGUCGACCGUUUUUGCCGUCGCCGCGAUUCUCGAGGGCGAGCCUUUCGUGAACGGCGCUCCCCAGAACACCUUUGUUCCCGGUGUCAUCGAGCUCGCGGAGCGCCACAAGUCGUUCAUCGGUGGCGACGAUCUCAAAUCCGGCCAGACCAAGCUCAAGUCUGUCUUCGCCGAGUUUCUCGUCAACGCCGGCAUUAAGCCGCUCUCGAUCGCGUCAUACAACCAUCUCGGCAACAACGAUGGGCACAACCUGUCCGCAGAGCGUCAGUUCAAGAGCAAGGAGAUCAGCAAGAGCAGCGUCGUUGACGACAUGGUCGCGGCCAACCCGCUUCUGUACAAGCCGCCCGCACCCGGCGUUCCCAAGGGCUCCAAGGAGGCCAAGGGCGAGCACCCUGACCACAUUGUCGUUAUCAAGUAUGUUCCCGCCGUCGGCGAUAGCAAGCGCGCUAUCGACGAAUACUACUCUGAGAUCUUCUGCGGUGGUCGCUCGACGAUCAACAUCUUCAACGAGUGCGAGGACUCCCUGCUUGCUACUCCGCUUAUCCUCGACUUGACGAUCCUCACCGAGCUGCUCACGCGCGUCAAGUACCGCGACGCGUCUGCCUCGGGCGAGUUCGCGCCGCUGUACUCGGUGCUUUCGCUCCUUUCGUACAUGCUCAAGGCCCCGCUUGUCAAGCCUGGUACCGACGUCGUCAACAGCCUCAACCGCCAGCGCAACGCGCUCGAGGCGUUCCUCAAGGCGUGCAUCGGCCUCGAGAGCAACAGUGACCUUUUACUGGAGACGCGCAUCUGGUAGGGGAGUUCCGGUGGGGGACCCGUCUUUCGGUAUCUGAAGGAAGCUGUGGUGCAGCAAUAGUUUGAUUCUGGACACUGUCAAUACAUCUUUAAGCUGGACAUGCAUACACCUCGGCUAGAUCUAGAUACGUUCUUUCCUAGAACCAGAGUGUGGUCAAUACAUAAACUGCUCAGCUU
Molecule: messenger RNA, 2101 nt
Organism: Phanerochaete carnosa HHB-10118-sp
Lineage: Eukaryota; Fungi; Basidiomycota; Agaricomycetes; Polyporales; Phanerochaetaceae
Exons: 3
Coding region: 264-1925 (553 amino acids)
Biological process (GO): phospholipid biosynthetic process; inositol biosynthetic process
Cellular component (GO): cytoplasm
Molecular function (GO): inositol-3-phosphate synthase activity
Source: RefSeq, a predicted model, not a curated record